AAUGAUGCAGUGAAUUUUGAUUUCCCUCACUUAAAAUCUCUCGUUAAAAUUUGUUUAAAGUUUCAUGAGCUGAUAAACAUGAAUUGUUCAGUUAUUGGUUGUUCCAAAUACAGUCGAAAAGACAGUAUUCGAUUUUUCACCUUUCCCGUGAAUCCAAUAACCCGACGGAAAUGGAUUGAUUUUUGCAAACAUGACAAAUUUGUUUUUCGGGUAGGAAGCCGUAUCUGCGAGGAACAUUUUGAAGCGACAUGUUUCAGAAUAAAUAACAAAGGAAAAUCAAUGAAGAUCAAAGGCACAAUACCGACAUUGAAGCCUCCCAUUGUGGACCAGGACCAGGAUUGCGAUACACAGUUCAUUACACCGGAUCAUGAUUAUGCUAGUUCAGAGGAAGAAGAUUCCCGAUAUUCCCGUCAGAGCUCUGCAAACUUCAUCAGAAGUGACCAUAUGACCGUGUCAAAAAUGUCGUUAAAAAGUUGUGGCUCUAAAAUUCUCAAGAUGCAAAGGCAAAUAAAGUUAUGGCGUCAAAAAGCUAACUACUGGAAAACUAAAUUUAUGCGUGUCAACAAAUUAUUACAAAAGCAAUCAAAAUUGAAAAAUUUGAGCAACUACGGUAGAAUCAAGAAGGAAAAAGACACCGCAUUUCAAAAAUGCUUUGUGAAAAGUUUGGUUCUUUCGAAGAAUGCGGGCCUGUUUUUAGAAGAAAUGGACAUUUACGAUGAUUAAGAGGAAUUAAGGUGACUUUUAUAAAUGCGGAUCAGCAAAUCACCAGAAAUGCGGAUAACUGG
This is a messenger RNA of Uranotaenia lowii, 785 nucleotides long. RefSeq lists its product as uncharacterized. The transcript has 4 exons. The record is from RefSeq and is a predicted model, not a curated record. The coding region runs from base 79 to 723 and encodes 214 amino acids. Gene Ontology annotation, molecular function: sequence-specific DNA binding. Lineage: Eukaryota; Metazoa; Arthropoda; Insecta; Diptera; Culicidae.